Aegilops tauschii subsp. strangulata is the source of this 1662-nucleotide messenger RNA. RefSeq lists its product as uncharacterized. Lineage: Eukaryota; Viridiplantae; Streptophyta; Magnoliopsida; Poales; Poaceae. The record is from RefSeq and is a predicted model, not a curated record.
AAUAUGUGUAUAGAUAUAUACUUUCUUUUUAAACUUAAACCCAGAUACUAUUUUAACAUGAAAAAUCAUUAUAAUUCGGAUUGAGAGCUCUUGGGCCUUAGUACUGGGUUGUUGGGCUGCAGUCCCGGAGAUGCAUAUAGCCCAGUCGACUUUCGUUGCCCAAAAGGCCCAGAAUAAACCGAUCCCCUCACUCGCGUGAAGCUUCUUAAUCUUCAGAGUCGCAAUCCACUCCCGCCGUCCUCGCCGUCGCGGCCGCCGGCGGCGGAGGAGGUCUCCGACGCUGAGAUGUCCGACGGAGAGGUACCGCCUCGCCAGGCCGCGGAGGACUUAGUCAGGGGAGUGGCGAACCGCGCCGCGCCGGGCUCGGCCGGCGAAGAGGACGAGGAGAUUUACGACGACGAGAGCUCCGAUUACAACUCGUACGACGACGACGACGACGAAUCCGAUGAGAGCGGUUCGUACUACGAAGACCAUGAGGAUGAGGAGGAGGAGGAGGAGGGUGCCGGCGGGGACAGGGCCUCCGGGAGCGCGGAGGAGGAGGCUGCGUCGGUCGGCGUGGGCGGCGGCGGCCCGAAGGCGGAGGGGAGUCCCCGGGCGGCGGCCACCUGCUGCAUCUGCAUGGAUCCCUGGGCCUCCUACGGCGGCCACCUGCUGCAUCUUGUUUACUACCAUGGGACUUUCAUUUAUGUUGUCUCCGCCAAGGUUUUCGAGUCAACGAGUCAUUCUGGGUAGCGACUCUUGACGAGUCGUGUUGUGCCGCUGGACUAGUCGAGGUGUUUGACCGACUUGCAGUUACGACUCAUCGGCUAGUGGACGACAGCCCUCAUGAGUUUUUUAGCCAUGCUAUCAAUCACUUCGGUGCCCCAACCCACACACAUAUACACUGCCAAACCUUGUCAGCUUAAGGUAACAACUCUGUAGGCGCAUCUGGUUCUGGUGUCGUUCUGAUCGUAGGGCACUGCUGAACUCCAGGGGUGUUACAUAUUGAAAUUUCCAUCAGAAGUACGAUCUUUUUACAAGUAAUAACUCAACAAUGUGUCCAAAAAAAAAAACCUCGCCUAUUUUACAAGUACAUAUGACUCAUCAAAAAAGGAAAAAAAUCGUCGCCUAUUUCACAAGUAGAAAUCCUGCAUGCCUACUACUAGUCUGGGUCCAACUACGCCUCGAUCGAUUUGUCGAUCUGGAUACGGACACAAACCAUGCCGUCCUAUUAUACUAUAUAGGUUGGCUGCUAGUUUUCUUUUGACGGGUAUAUACAUCGCUAGUUCGUAUAUAUAGCUUGAUCUUCCAGCGCUUACGUCGAUCGAUCGACUCCAGAUUGCUAAUUAACGACAAGUCUCUUCAGAUCGGCCCGGUUCGUGUGUCUCCGGUGCGACGGCCGGCGGCGAAGGAAGGAAGCCAGCGCCCACGAUGGACCCCAAAGGCAGCGGAAACGGCAUGUGCCUCCCCUACAACCUACUCGUCGACGUCCUCCGCCGCCUGUCGCCCCGGACCCUCGUCCGGUGCCAGGCGACCUGCCGCGCGUGGCGCGCCAUCGUCGAUGACCACCACCUCCUACACACCCUUCUACACCUACUUCCCAGGCGUCUUCAAGGAUCGUCAUGUCCGAUGCUGGGACGAUGGGCCGUCCUUCAUCCUCCCGCCGGACAUGGUGCUGGACCC